AUGGACCCUGAACUCAUUGACUUUAUUGACUGGCAAAAGAUUUUAGUGGUAGUAUUCCCACAUGGUUGUACUCAGAACUAUCAAGCUAUUUCUCUUGGGUUUGAUUCUUCAAGAAAGGAAACCAUGGAAGCACUUGAUGCUUCAGGGUACUUAAAAUCUGUUAUAUAUGCAUUAGUAGAUAUCAUAAAACAAAGUUCAGGUUGUUACCCUCUUGAAGUUGAUGUUAGAACUCCAAGGGGUUUAGCUAACAAAAGUGGCAUCCAUGAUGGAGGUGAGUUUGAUCUGCUUGAUCCAGGUGCUCUAUUGGGAGGUACAACUGGCCUGUGGUUGUUAUCAAUUCUUUCUUCGUGUAGUGAGGGAAACACGCGUAUUAUAGUGGAAGCUGGGGUACUUGAAGUUCUCUCAGACAAGCUAGAGAAAUAUACUUUAAAUUCACACGCAGAGUUUGAGGACACCGAGGGCAUAUGGAUAAGUGCUUUACUAAUGUCAAUAUUGUUUCAAGAUGAAAAUGUGGUGUCAUCAUCAUUAACCAUAUGCAUCAUUCCGUUUUUAGAAAAUCUUCUCAAGUCUGAUGAAAUUCUUGACAAGUUCUUCUCUGCCCAAGCCAUGGCUAGUCUUGUAUAA
Molecule: messenger RNA, 624 nt
Organism: Lactuca saligna
Lineage: Eukaryota; Viridiplantae; Streptophyta; Magnoliopsida; Asterales; Asteraceae
Source: the annotation of a GenBank genome assembly